Molecule: messenger RNA, 10898 nt
Organism: Chlamydomonas reinhardtii
Lineage: Eukaryota; Viridiplantae; Chlorophyta; Chlorophyceae; Chlamydomonadales; Chlamydomonadaceae
Exons: 48
Coding region: 241-8895 (2884 amino acids)
Source: RefSeq, a predicted model, not a curated record
GUAGAAAUUGACGUAACGUACGCUUGCGAGCAAGGGCCUGACUCAAAGCUGCUGCAUCGGCGUCAAAGCCGACCUCGCUGGGCUUGCUGACGUCGUAUCGCCCCGUGCUACGUCGCUCGAUAGGAGACGGCCAAGUCGUUAUGGUUGCGUGAUUGUCGACACGCUGUGACGGGCUUCUGACGGAGGCUGACAAACGACUUUGCCCAAGAGUCGACUCCUCGCCAGUGUGGCGGCGACACCAUGGCACCAGCUCCAAGCGUAGCAAGUAGUGGCGUUAGUGCAUCCUCUGGCGGAGUAGGACUACCGCGCAUAAGGGAAGAUAAAGACAAAGAAGGAGAUAACAAUGAAGGGGACGCUGAGGUUGCCCAGCGCUUUGGCUUCGAGGGCGCGGUGUUUGGCGUGCUGUUCACGCUUAGCCAGGAGAAGAACACACAAGAUAUCUUCUACCACUGGAUCCUGCUCAAGAUCCUUCUGGACGUGUGGCAGGUGUACACCCAAAUCCUCACGCCCCAGUAUGGCUGGGACAUCGACCCCGACUCAAUGUUGUGGAAGGGCGUCUCCGUCCUCUCCUUUGGGUGGCUUGCGGACAUCGGGUACGGCUGGUACGUCGGCCUGCUGUACACGCUGGCGACCCUGCUGGGCCUCAACCUGGCCCUGUGCGGCUGGGUGGCAGUGUGCUUCCGGAACCAGAAGUUUGACUACGUGUGGCCCAUCAAGGUGGUCCGCGGCUUCAGCUACGUGUUCCUGCAGGUGUUCGACAUCACCUCGCUCAACUUCCUGCAGCUAGGCAUCAGCUGCAACUACACCGCCUCGGCCAGCAGCGGUUUAUUCCUCAGGAUGCAGCUGUUCCCACAGUACAGCUGCUCGGCGCUGCCCCAGCUGGCCCAGUCGUUGGUGUCAGGCGUGUUGCUGGGUGUGUUCGUGGCGGUGGCCAUGCUGGUCAACAUGAGCGAGGUGGAGGUCAACCCCACCAGCAAGUCCCCGCAGGCGCUGGGCCACAGCGGCGCCGAGGUCACCGCCUUCUUCAUCAAGGUCCUCAUGACGCUGGUCAGCACCUUCAUUGGCGGCUGGCCCAAGGUCGCCUCCGCCGCCUACCUGCUCCUGGCCUUCUGGCUAGCCUGGUGCAACCUCCGUUGGGUGCCACACCUGGUGGGCUGGGUGGGCGACCUCAAGUCUGGCUGCGCGGUGGCUAUGGCGGGCGUGGCGGCGCUGCAGGUGGCAGUGGUUGCUCUGCCCGACUCCGCCAUCGACGCCCGCCACACGCUCACCUUGGUCAUGGGCAUCGGCCUGGCUCCGCUGUUCGUGGCGGGCUCGCUCCUCAGCUGGUGGAGGCGGGCCUGGUUCACAGCGGCGGCGCUCAAGGCCUUCAGGACCACUGACCCUGAGAAGGUAAAGGCCCAGGACAUCUUUGGAUUCUGGGACGCACGUGAUGUGGAGAUCGCCGCCCGCUCCUGCCGCGUGUGGGCGGACCGGUACCAGCUGGACAAGGCGGCGGUGACGCGCGCACAGGAGCUGAUCAAGGCCGGCGUGGCACGCUUCCCUGGCAGCUCCUAUGUCAAUCUGGUGUAUGCAAACUUUCUGCUGGAUGUGCUGGGCUUCAGCCAGACAGGUGGAAAGCAGCUCGAGGCCGCCCGCAAGCUGGACCCGGGCCCCAUGUGCCGCUUCAUGCUCUUCGUGCGGCAACAGCAGGCCACCCAGAAGGCCGCGAGCAGCACCGUGGGCAAGGGCGGCAGCAUGGAUCUGCUGGGCUAUGUGGAGUACCAGCGCAAGCAGCGCAUGGUGCUGCGCCACCACAAGGACGCCCUGCAGGCCAUGGCCAGCUUCUGGCGCAUCCUGGGCUACUCGAGCAGCGUGUCCUUCCGCUCACUCAGCCGCUCACUGGAGGAGAUUGACACCAGUGUGAAGCAGGCUGAGAUGGCGUACCGCGCCGUACUGGAGAUGUACGGCAACAGCCCGCGCCUGGUGCGGCUGUACGCCCGGUUCCUGGAGACCGUGAAGCAGGACCCCUGGGGUGCGGCCGAGUACUCGGCACACGCCGAUCGCAUCGAGCAGAACCGGGACGCGGACGGCGACGGCCCCACGCUGCCCGACGGCACGCCCAUCGGCCGCAUGGACGAGGUGGACAAGGGCGUGCUGGUAGUGAACGCGUUUGGCGACAUCCAGAUGGUCAACAAGAAGCUGAUGUCCAUGUAUGGGUACCGCAAGGGCGACCUGGACGGCAAGAACGUGACGGUGUUGAUGGCGGGCCACGACGCGAAGCGCCACCCGGGCCUGCUGCGCCGUUACAUUGACAGCGGAGAGCAGGCACCGCCCGUCUUCAGGCGGCCGGUGCUGGGCAUGCACCGCGAGCGUGUGGCCAUCCCCGUGCAGCUGGACGUCAGCCGUGCCUCGGGCAUGGGCGAGGACAGCGUGUUCAUAGCACUACUGGAGGCGGCGCCACAGGAGCCUGGCGUGGGCCGGCUGUGGGCCACACCCGAGGGCCUCAUCGUGUGCUGCGACGCCGGCUUCGUCACCUGCUUCGGCUUGUUCCCCACCGACGUGGUGGGCACUCAGCUGCGCUCGCUGCUACGUGCCAACGCCUCCAGCGCCGCCGCAGCCGCCGCCUCGCGCGCCGCCGGCCAGGGCGGCGAGGAGGACGGCUGGAGCGCCAGCAAGGCCCUGAGUGACGCGCAGAAGCUGGUGCAGCGCCUCAUCUUGGAGGCUGAGACCGAGUCCGACUCCCCCACGUCAGCAGCCGACGGCAGCCACCACGGCCCGCAGCAAAGUGGCAGCGACAAGAAUCGCUGUUAUGUGCGGCACAAGUACGACGAGGCCCGGGAGGUGUGCGUCACCGUCACCAUGGACCCUUCCCGCACCAUCCUGGAGUUUGUGCUUCGCCUGGUAUCCACCGAGCCCCAGCUGCUGAUGGUGGUGGAGAAGCGCGGAGGCAUCAAGCACAUGAGCGGAGACUUGGCCAAGCUGCUUGGGGCUUCUGCUGGUGCCGAGGAGGCUGCUAUCGGCGGUGGCGGCAUGGGCGGCGGUGUGUUGGAGGGCCUGGGCGCCGCCGCUGAGAGCGCCGCGCUCCGCAACUUGGACGACUUCCUGCCCACGCCCUGGCGCUACCUGCACUCCCGCCACCUGGCCAAGGUCUUGGCGGCGGAUACGGGGCUUCCCGCCUUCCCCGACGCCAAACAGGUCACCCCCGUCUUCCCCACGCUCUUAGCCAUCGGCAGCGGCGUGCCCGCUUCCGUUGUUGUUCAGAUGAAUGCAGGCGCUGGAUCUGGAGGCCCUGCUGCCACGACUGCCACUGGUGCGCCCGCCCUUCUGUCCGGCAUGUGGGGCUGCCACGGCGGCCGCACGGCUGGCUCAGACGACAGUGGCCCUGCCGCUGGCGGGCGCCUGUUCCGCCCCACGAUGCGCCUGGUCGGGCUGCACGGCCGCCCCGUGUUCGUGCGUGUGGCGGUGCACUCGAGGGAGGAGGGCGGUGAGCCGCUGCACGUGGUGCGCAUGGCCAGGUCCUCUCUUGACACCGCCAUUGCUGAGCGCCGUGUGCGCGUGCGGGUCUCGGAGGCCGGCACAGUCAUCGACGAGGCCGAGGCAGCCGCUGCUGCAGCCAAGCUAGAGAUGGGGCCUGACGUUGUGGAGGGCGCAGAGGAGGGCGCGGUCACCGCUGCCGAGAGGCCCACCACCGCGGCUGCAGCUGCGAAGGCGAUGGGCGAGGAGCUGGAGGCCCUGUUCGGCUUCACCAAGGAGGAGCUGGUGGGUUGUCACCUCUGGGAUUUCAUCACACUUCAGCCCUGCCCCGAGUCCGAGUUGCUGCUGGCGACUGCUGGUGCAACAGCACCUGUCGCCAACCGCCGCGCCACUACCGCGACCGCAGCUGCCGGUGCCGUUGGCAGUAUAAAAGCCUCUGUCAGCCACCGCCUUGGCAACAGCACGGGCGUUGUAGGCGCCACCAGCGCCAAGGCGGCGGCCGACUCGGGCGCCACUGAUACUGGAGGUGCCGAUGGCGCUGUCGGCGGAGACCUGCUGGAGGAGGCUGCGUCGGUUGUGUACGGCGAGGUGGGCGGCGUCACCGCAGAGGAGGACGCCGCCGCUGCUGUUGCUGCAGUCGCUGACCUGACAGCAGGGGCAACGGACGCCGCCGCGAACGGUGACGCCAAUCCGUUCGCCAGCGGCCCUGGCUACUACGGCACUGAGCCCCCAGUGGAGUUCAACAUGCGCACCUUUGAUGCCAUGAUCACCAUGGCGCUGCAGUUCCCCGGCGUGUCCUGGCGCGUGGCUGUGGUGCCGCCGGCCGCGGUGGCUGAGGCGGAGGCCAUGGGCAACGCCUCACGUGCCGCCGCGCACCUGGCGCGUAACACGCGUCAGGCUGUGUUGAGGUUGGAUGUGGCGGUGCCUCGUGUGCGGGUGCGCCCGCGUGGCGGCUCCGGCUCCCCCAGUGGCGGCAUGUCCUCCCCUCGGGCCCAGCAGCAGCUGAACCCCGCCCUGGCCCCGGGCCGCCUGGUGGUGCAUGUGGAGCUGUGGGCGGCGGAGAGCCUCACCGGUGUGCUUGAGCUGGACCCUCGCGGCCGAGUGGCAGGCCUGGCGGAGGAGGGCGGCGUGCGGCCUGCGGGGCUGAUCUUCGGCCAGCCCUCUGCUUCCUUCCUGGGCUCAGAGCUGUCCCAGAUUGUUUCCAUGCCGGCCGGCUACACGCCCAUGACACUGCUGACUGGCGAUGUGGGCGGCAAUGCCGCAAAGAAGAGCGCACUCAAGGCAACCAAGCAACAGCAGGCGGCGGCGGACAAGGAGGCCGCUGUCAAGGUGGGCCCGGUGCACUACCUGCCCGGCUGGCACCGUGACGGCCGGCCCCUGCUACUGGCCGUGCAAAUGGUUGGCAAGCCGCUGCCGCCCGGCGGCGCACCUGCCGCGAGUGGCGCCGCCGGAGCUGCCGCCGCAGCCGGCGCCCUGACCGCCAUUAUCCGCCUCGCGCCCGCCGGCGCCCAGCCCUCAGUACUGCCACCCAUGCUAGGCGCGGCGGCGGCGACUGCGGGGGUCAACGCCGGCGAGCCUAGCGCUCUCUCACUUGUGCCGGCCGCGAUGGUAGAUGGCCGGGUUGCGCGGCGCCCCUCCCCCAACGCUUCACCCGCGCCCGUGACGUACAGUCCCAUGAAGGGCCCUGGCGGUGGCGCCGCCGGUGGCGUGCAGCAGUCGAAACUGGUGAAGGACUUGUCGCGCAUGGGCCGAGAGGCCACCGCCGAUGCCACCGCAAGCGCAGCGGAAGUCCACGCGGCCGCCGUCAUCAGCAGCCUCAGCGCCCCGGUGUCGCCUCUUGACCCGGCAGCAGUGGGCGUGGCGGCGGUUAUGCCGCCCCCGCCCACGCUGGCACUGAUGUCGGCCGGGCAGCUGCCGUCACCCGGCAUCACCAUGCGCGGCUCGGGACCCGGCGCGGUCGGGGGUGGACGGCCGCUCGCGGCUCGGAGCAGCAAGGCGCGCGUGGGUGCACCCGGCGAGGCGCUUGUACCAGGCAGUGGCGGCCAGGACGCAGGCCCGCUCAUGUUGGACUCGGCUGCCGAGUACGAUCGGCACGUGCGCGCGAAUGGCGCAAGCGGUGAUGGCGCCGAUGCGUUUGAUGCCCCGCCGCGCUCGCCCGCGUCGCUGCCGGGCGCUGUCGAUGGAGGGCAGGACGGCCGUGGCGUUCACGCUAACACUGGCGGUGCUCUGGCCGCAGCCGCAGCCGCAGUCGCUGCAGUCAAGGAUGCCAAGGCCAGCAGCGGUGCCGCGCUCAAGAAGCAGCCUUCGAACAAGAUCUCCAAGUGGGUUGCGACCAAUGGCGAGUAUUACCAGAACACCGUGAGGUCCGCUCCAGGCAUUAGUGGCGUUGAGGAGGAGGAAGAGGAGGACGGUAGUGACGGCGACGAUGGUAGCAGCAGCGCUGGCGCUGGCGGCGGCUCGGCUGGCGGCGGCAGCGAUGGCGCGGGCAGUGGCAAGCAUCACAGGCGUGGUAGCGGCGACGGCGGCGCGGUGCAUCGCGGCGGCCUCCACCACCGUCAUCAACACCAUGUCGCCGGCGGCGACGCCACCGAGCCAACAUCUCGAAUGAUGGCGGCGGGAGAAGCCGAGGAUGGCAGCGGCAUGAAAGAUGGCAAGGGCGCCGCCGCGCGCCAGGGCAUGAGCAUGGUGGAUAACAGCGAUAACAGGAGCGAUGGAGGCGAAAGCGCCACAUCCGGCGUGUCGGGCACGUCGGGUCUGUCUGAUGGCGACGGCACCGGAGACUUCAAGCGGGGCAAGCGGUACAAGAAGCUCAUCAAGCUCAUCGACUCGCCCGAGAGCAAGAAGGAGCUGCGCAAGUUCAAGCUGCUGGUGGCGGCGGUCAUCUUCACAUGCAUGGCGGUGCACGUGCUGUGCUUCGCCCUCAUCAUGGACGCAAUCCACUGGCAGAACGACGCGCUGUUGACGCUGACGGACAUGGGCGACGGUCAGCGCUACUUGCAGCAGUGCGCUAUGUACAUGCGGGCUCUGGGCCAGGCUUACCGGGGCAGGGGUUCCAACAACACCUACAGCGCGGCAGACACACCGUUCUUUGCAAACGAGAUGUACCGCUACCUCAACCUGUACAACGACAUGAACAAUCGAAUCCUGCUAAACAGCCGGCACCAGUCGAUCACGCUGCUGUUUUACAGCGAGCAACUGACGGUGUGGGUGGGCAACAACACAUUCACGGGCGAGGAGAUGUUUGCAAACGUCACCACCUGGGAUCUGCUGACACGUUUAAUGGUGGCGGGCCUCACCGUGUACCAAAAUCACAAGGACUGGUACGCUCGUGGCAUAUUCCCUGCCGACACGUUUGAGGGACAGUUCAUGUUCCGAGGCGCACAGAUGCUCGCCAAGGGCUCCCAGGCGGUGUGGAUAGCGCUGCAGGAUCAUGCCAAGGGCCACACCCAGCGUGUCAACAACCUCCAGCUCAUCUUCCUGGUCAUUGAGGGCUUUCUGGUGUCCAGCUGCACGGCCGUGUGCCUCAUCUACUUGCUGCGCAUGGCGAGCGAGCAGCGCUACAAGCUGUACGACACGUUCCUUGCCAUUCCCAUCGGCCUGACGCGCGCACUGGCCUCCCAGACCACCCACCUGCUGGACGACGACGAGUCGGAUGAUGAAGACGACGAGGACGCAGCUGCGGCGGCAGCCAGCAAGGCGGCUGAGCUCGCCGCUGGUGACGAUCACGGCAGCGUUGACGGCGACGCCGCAGGCGGGGAGGGUGCCCCCUCCGCUGCCCCCAAGCGCCGCGCUAACUUUGACCAGUCUGGCCAUGGCGGCCACACCGCUGCCGCCGCGCGCCGCGGUAGCGGGGGUGACUCAGCCGCGGACCACGCCGGACACAAGCACAGUGGCGGCAAGGGAUCCGGCGGCAGCGUCAAAGGCACCAAGCACGGUGGUGGCGGCGGCGGCGCUUCCGUGGCAGGCGAAGGACAGAGUGCUGGCGGCGACGAAGGCAACGGCGCGUCGGUGCCCCUGCUGCGCCUGCAGUCUAGCAUGCGCUUCUCUGCUCCCCGCAACGGUGGCGCAAGCGGUUGGUUCAGCGGCCUCAAGGCGAAGAUAUUCGGCCGCUCCAACGCGGUCCGUGACAGCUCGGCCCCGGCGCGGCGCUCGCUGGAGCGCAACAGCCGCGUGUCCAUCGCCAUGCUGGCCAUCGCCAUGACCUACUCCAUCCUCAUCAUCACCUUUUACUCGGUUGGCUACAUCCUCACGCUCACCACCGCGCAGAAUGUGGCCAUGGUGGCUGUGGCGCAGCGCAACAUGGAGAGGACAUGCAAGGCCGUGUUCUUUUCACAGGAGCUUCUAUCUCAGCAGGACCCGCUGCUUGUCAACCGCUACAUUAACAACAUCCGGAACGUCAGUGUGGGGCUGCGUGACGCCUACUACACCAUGCGCAUGGGCGUGGAGGCGUAUCGCGUCGCGGGCCCCGACGUGGAGCAGUUUCCGGGCGUGGUGAGCCAGGGCCUGGCCAAGACGAGCCCGGCGCAGUUCCAGCUCUUCUUCGGCACCGGCGACUGCCAGCGACUGACGGAACCGUGUGGCGGACCCACGUAUCGCUACUAUGAGGUGACGCACAGCGGCGUGGAGGCGCUUGUGUUCCAGAUGAUUCUUUCCCUGGGCAAGCUGGCGGACAAGGCGCUGGGGGCGCAGCAGCGGGCCAUUGCGGCGGUUGCAGCUGCGGUCGGGAUGUCGGUGGAGAGCAUCACUGCUGAGGUGGAGGCUGACCGCAUCCCACAAGUGAUUGCCGCGAUCGCCGCCGCCAACGCUAGCUCCGUUGCCGCCGGCGGUCCCCCGGUGCGGCGUUUGACGUCCGCCGACGUGGGCAUGCCCGGACACGACAGCCAGGAGUGGGACUACAUCUACAACGUGGGGUUCAAGGACGCCACUGAUGGAGUGCGCCGCAUCACGACCCUAGCCAUCUCCGAUAUCAACGCGAACUUCCAAGAGGUGGUUAUCAUGCACGUGGUGCUUUUUGUGCUGCUGGUGGCGGUGUUCGCCGUGUUCCUGUUCGGUCUGUUGUUCCCCAUGCUCAAGCGCAUGCAGAAGGAGAAACGGCGCAUCACUGAGAUGCUCAGCCAGCUGCCCACCGAGGUGGACGUCAUGAAGCUCAUCACGCUCGCAAUCGUGGGUCCUGUCAACCCUGGUAGUGGUAAAGGUGGCGCCGCCAGUGGGGAGGGCGCGCGCAGCGCGCGGCGCAGCUCGACCGUCGUCUAUGCCACUGCCGCAAACAGCGCGCCGAUGCGGCAAAGCACCAUGGAGCUGCCUGCCGGUGGCGGCGGCGGUGGUGCUGCGGCUGACGGUGGCGACACGGGCGUCGCGGACAGCAAGGCGUGGAAGGGGCUGCUGGCACGUGCCACCAGUGUCAAGGGCGGCGGCUCGUUUGCCAACUCCAAGCGUGCGUGAGCUGCGUGAGGAGCAGGCGCAGGAGGCGGCUCCAACGGCGGGGGGUGUGUGGGAACACCUGUAAUUCCUUUCAUAUGUUGUGUUUUUGGGGUUGAUUUAGCCCUGAAGCAUAGAGCGUAUGGGUGACGGCGAUAAGGGCUGUGCAGACACAGCAUUUCGACGAUUCUGAUGAUUUUUAGCAGACUUCCGUGGCAUCUGACACGGAGCGUUUAAUCUUUUGAGACGGGCGUGCUUCGUUGCAAGGCUACGAUGCGUGUGGAAACCACAUCAGCAGUAGCUGGCUUGGUCAUGUUGGUAUGGCAAAGUGACUGGGUGCGCGGUGUCGCACUUGUGGAGUCCCUAGUACGGGCAUACAUCACGCACGUGAAGGCAACUCGCAAAUCUGAUGCUUUAAAAAAUGGCGAUACCGCACAUGGCGAUACGCGGUGCGCAUAGGGCCUGCCGCCUCAGGAAUUGAGUCCUUAGCUUGCGAUCAUGUGCUGGCAUAUUUGAGCCAGGGGCGUUCGUUCUCUUCUCCACUUGUGCCGUGACUGGGUGCGCGCGUGCGUGGCUACCGCUAGUAUCAGCAUCACUCUCAUGAAGGCAACUAGCAGUAUCUGGCACUCAUGCUCUUAAGGGACUUAAGGGACGUCCAUUCAUGUUGGCAGGAAUGAAGCAGUGGUUGUCGAGGGACGUGGCGGUGGGCCUUACUAUGGUUUGCGGGCCUUAUUACUGCAUCAUGCCCUUGGCGGAAUCCUGCUUCCAAGCAUUUCCUUACUAACCUGGUACGAUCUUGUGAUGGCUGCACAAUCCACCAGGUCGUACGGCCUGCUGCGGUAGGAUUACUACACCGUGGUACACGGCAACUAAGGCAUCUGUCCCGCUGAACAAGAGGUUGAUCUUGGGGUUACAUGGGCUACGUACCGUUAAGUGAUGGAGCCAAAUAAGGUAACUGCGUUUAUGUGACUACUUGUGACUGUGACGGGCUUGUGCUAAACAGUCCAUCGGCCGCUCACGGGAUUGUCGACAGACACCGCGGCCUUUUCAUCUGGUGCAUGCGCUUAAAUGGCUGGUUCACUAGGGCAUGACGGCGCAUAACUGGCAGGCAACAGUAAUAUGGUCACAGACACCGCGGCGUUUUCACCUCCUCACAUCGGCCGUCACUCGCUUUAUGGUAUGCUGUCUAAUGUUGUUGUAACGGUUACGUUACAGUCACUCGCGGUUGAACGUGCGCAGUGAGAUUGUGACGAGUUUGCGUGGUUGUAUUACAGACACCGCGGCACUGCUUAAGACAGGGCCGGCAUGCGGCCAUGGGUCCAGGCCUUGGUUGUUUUACGGUAUGCUGUUCGGUUUGGAUAUGGUACUCGAAUUGCAAUGAAGUGCGACGAAUCCUGAGCGCGCCGAGGAAAGGGUGUUCCAAAGGGCGCUCAGACACUGUAUGCUUCACAUGAAUUAAUGGGCUCUUUUAAGCGAAGGCUCCAGGAGCUUGCCGACUGACCGGAGCUUAAAACAAGUUUUGAAGUAGGGAGCAGUGUUUGAGCGGGAGGUGGUUCAGUUGCAGGGGGUAAGAAGUGCAGGGCCCGGGGUUUCGUGUGUCGCUCUGAAGGCCGCAUUCACCAUCACAUCGAGGUCUCAAUUUCUGUCUUUCUGUGUGGUUUGUUUUAUUAAGUUGCGUUUGCGUACGGUGCUACAAUGGUACGCACGGUGUCUACAAUGGUACACAUAUUGUCCGGGGAGCACCAGCAGCAGCAGGGGGACGAUGUGGAGCGCGGUGUAUGGAGGUGGCAUCUUGUAUGUUUAUCUGAGCGCUUCAUUCCGCUAAGCCAAUCGAGUUUUCACAGGUUCGAUUUUGUGGCUGUGAGAGCCGCGUCACCUUGGUUAGUGCACGUGCUUGAGUGCUGUGCCGCAGUAGGGUGCACAUGCCGCCUAACCCUUCCUGUUUAUGGGACAUUAGAAGUAUGCUGUGGUGGUGUGCGGCACGGAGUGAUGGGGAGUGUGCUUGCUGCUUGUAAAGCCACCUGCCG